Molecule: messenger RNA, 1201 nt
Organism: Frankliniella occidentalis (western flower thrips)
Lineage: Eukaryota; Metazoa; Arthropoda; Insecta; Thysanoptera; Thripidae
Source: RefSeq, a predicted model, not a curated record
CGGCUGAAGAAAGUCAAGCAGCUCACCAGAAUAUGAAAUGGGUGCAGAGUUUAGGUUGGCAAAUGGACCUUUCACCUGAAGAUUUAGGAGAGGCCUUAGAUAAAUGGCGUGGGUGUUGGAAGCUGCGUAUGUUACGAAUUCUGUCCCCACAGCACCAACCUGAUGCCUAUAUCGAUGAUUUCCGCCUUCUCAGGAUGCCUUAUGGAGAAUCAUUGAUUAGCUCCGACUUUGACAUGCUGUUCAAAAAUACCGGCGACCGUUUUAUCACUGAAUGGCCGCAGUUUUCCUCAAUGGUCAUCUCUAUGCUGUCUGAAGAUUACCGAAAGCAAAUUCCUCUCCUCGACCUAGUGAGGAGGACCGUGACAACAUCCGAAGGGAUUCAGGUUGGCGCCUUGUUGCUGCUCACCAGCAUGCUGCCCGUCACUACCUGCAGGGGCUCCGGAGAGAAUGGAGAGCUCUGGAGACCGACGAGACAGGAGGCGCAGGAUGGAUUCCUCCUGCAUGUCGAGCGCGAGGAGGAGGUGGCCCAAGCCCUGGAGCGGCACUGGGGCCGCAUGCAGCUCAUGGGCCAGCCUCUGGGCCCGCUGCCCGUGGUGGUGGGCCAGUCCCUGGACCAGCUGCAGAAGGCCUUCGUGGCCAUUGACGCCACCACGGCCUACUACGUGGCCAACGGCAUCAGAGCCGUGGACCUCUGCUUCAAGUGCUUCCACGCGCUGCAGGUGCCGUACCCCCCGCAGGCGGCCAACGCGUGGCUGUUCGUCCAGCACGCCCUGUACCAGGUGGCCACGCCCGCCGACCGCAUGUCCGUGUCCGUCAGCUCGCUCCUCGCCGACUUCGGCUACAGACCCGUGCCCCCGGUCGUGUCGUGGGACCAAGUGCUCGGCCCGCCGUCCUACAGCGCGCCCAAACUAGGGAGCCUGGCUGAGCUCGGCGGUGCCGCGGCGGUAGCGCGACUACCUCCGACCGAGGGCGGGACCCGGGCGGGUCAAUGAGUAUGCCAGGCUCGCUCCUAGGUAGGUCACACUGUAAAGAACCUCGACUGAGGUGACAAUAGGUGUAUCGGCCGUCGUCUUGCUGGUUCCGAUUCACUGUUGACACUUACUCUUUCUGUGAUAAUUUUAAGUUAAAAUUACAACAAUAAUUAUAAUAGCGGAUGUAGUAGAUAGAGCGUACAAAUAAAGAAAAUGUACUGGCCAAGUCA